Penicillium paradoxum is the source of this 936-nucleotide messenger RNA. RefSeq lists its product as uncharacterized. Bases 1 to 936 code for a protein of 311 amino acids. Lineage: Eukaryota; Fungi; Ascomycota; Eurotiomycetes; Eurotiales; Aspergillaceae. The record is from RefSeq and is a predicted model, not a curated record. The transcript has a single exon.
AUGCCCGAUUCGGAUCGCCCAGAUGGAAUUGUGGGUGCAUAUACUGCGGAUGAUCUUACCGUGAAGAUCACAUUCACCACAUUUUUGGCACUCGCCCUCUACAAUUCUCUGGAAUUGGCAGUGCUGAUCUUCGCUACCUUCAAACGCUAUGAGGGGCUUUAUUUCUGGAGCUUGCUGCUAGCCGGCCUGCUGGGAGUAGUUCCCCAAUCGGUCAGCUUCAUUCUCAAGUACUUCGACUUCGCACCCCUUUGGUUCACCCUCACGUUAUCAACUAUCGGAUGGUAUUUCAUGGUAACAGGCCAGGCCCUGGUACUGUUUUCUCGUCUUAAUCUCGUUGUACAAAACCGCAAUGUUCAACGAUUCGUACUGGGUAUGAUCAUCUGUGAUGCUAUUGCGUUACAUAUCCCAACAACCGUUCUUACUUAUGGCUCAAAUUUCAUCGGGUCCUCGAUGUGGGUGCAUGCCUACACAAUCAUGGAACGCAUCGAACUCACUGGAUUCUGUCUCCAAGAAACCAUCAUCUCGGGUCUCUAUAUCUUUCACUCAGUUAAGAUACUGCGGCUCUUGCCUCCGAUGGGGAACAACACAGACCCUGGCCGUGCCAUCCUGUACCAAACACUUGCCAUCAACUUUCUGAUCAUUCUACUGGACGUUUCGUUAAUGACCAUGGGAUUCCUCGAUUAUUUUGUGAUUCAGACAACAUUCAAAUCAUUUGUGUACAGCCUGAAACUCAAGCUUGAAUUCGGGGUUCUGGGCCGUCUGCUAUCUUUGAUGCGAUCACGGCGACAUCAAGUGGACGGGCAUCAAUCGCACAGUGCAUCGAGGAAAGGAAAUUCCGGUGCCGAAUAUUCAGUGUCUGUCUCGAGCAAAGCUCAAGAUAAUUUCCCGCUAAGACCUCUACCAGGGUCAUGGCAGCGAAUUGAGGGUGACACUUAG